Purpureocillium lilacinum is the source of this 525-nucleotide messenger RNA. NCBI's taxonomy places the organism in Eukaryota, Fungi, Ascomycota, Sordariomycetes, Hypocreales, Ophiocordycipitaceae. The record is from RefSeq and is a predicted model, not a curated record.
AUGUCUGACGACAAUCAGAUGCCAAUCCUCAAGCAGGACCUUCUCAAUCGCCUUAUCUGGUCGGUCUUCGAUAGCAUUGACGACAUUCGGGUCUUAGAUGACCCCAACGACCUCUCGUCCGAGAGUCGCCCAUUUUCAGGCCAUCCGAUUGCGCUCGAACAUGUCACCAAUUAUGCCCUCCGUACCAUGUUGGUGACGGAAGGCGUACUCGGACUUAAAGAAGAAAGUUUCUCGGAGCUCCUUGACGAAUGGAUUGCCCCCGUGCUCACCGUUGCGCGGGACGACAACGAACCAAUCACCAUUGGGGACUUCGUGAUGCAGGUGCAUACUUGGCUCCAAAGCCAGAAACAAGAAAUUCUUGAAUUCGAGGAAGAAAUGACCGGGAAAAGCCAUGCCGAAUUCAAGUACAUGUAUUGUGGUUGGGUCUGGGUGCCAAGUCUGGAAGACCUCGAGCUGGAUUUUGAGAACCAGUCAUUCCAGUUACACCUACAACCUAAAGGCCCGACAGGAGAGCGCGAAGUCUGA